Messenger RNA from Drosophila biarmipes, 2680 nucleotides. RefSeq names its product cytotoxic granule associated RNA binding protein TIA1. Lineage: Eukaryota; Metazoa; Arthropoda; Insecta; Diptera; Drosophilidae. The coding region runs from base 1237 to 2541 and encodes 434 amino acids. The transcript has 9 exons. The record is from RefSeq and is a predicted model, not a curated record. Gene Ontology annotation, molecular function: RNA binding.
CCUUUUGUACGAAAGUCAAAAUAAAACUGGGAAUUUUGGAAAACAAAUAUUUAAAGAAAAUUCUUAGGUUUAAUUUGAAAAUAUUUUGCUAAAUAAUAUAUUAUAAAAAUAGUUAAAAAACCUACACUAAGAUUUCCGCAGAAAUUUCAAAUGUGGCUGGCGCUUUCGAAAGGCCCGUCCUCUCGGCCGCUCGGAUUCUGCGCUCUGUGGCGAAAGGAGCCGAAAGGACCAAAAAGGACGAGGCGUCCGAACUUGUGAAUGGCGCCCGGAGCGAGGAAACGAGCCAGUUGGCGAUGGAGGAUGAAGCGCGGGGGAGACGGAGAGCCAGGACUCAGCAAGGAGCAGGGAUUCAGGCGGCGCGAGUGAGAGCGAGCCAUUCGUGAAUAUUUCAUGAACGAUGGCAGCCCGCUUCGUGCCACCGAUGGCCGAGGUCCUUUGCGGCCGAAGAGAAAUGUAGGGAAACGCAUCCCGACGUCGUCGUCCUCAUCGGCGGCAGAGGAGCGACAGCGGCCGGAGCGGCAGCGGCAGCGAUUUUCCCAGCAGCAGCAGCAGCGGGAAAAUCGGCAGCAGGAAAAUCGGCAGCCUUUCUGCCGUCGUUGCAGUGGCAGCAGCGCCUCCGAAUUUUGGCCAAUGCGUGUGCUCCUGGCGUUCAGUAAGAAAAGCGUCGCCCAGCGGUCUAGUACGAACGUGUACCGAACGCUUUGUAUAUCCUGUAAAUUAUAUCCUGUGUGUGCGAUUGAUCUCGUCUGCCUGACACAACAGAAAAGAAAGAAUAAUUUGCGAUUACUGGCAGGCAGAAGGCGAAGGAAAUCCCUGAAACGAUAUUACAAGCCAAGUGCGCUUGAGUUCGUGUAUUUCCGGUUGAACAAACACAUAAGCGAAACAUAAAGGAAAGGCGGAGUAAAAAAAAAAAAUAUAAGAAUUUUCUCAUGCCCCAUACUUAUGCCAAUAAAUAUAUAAAUGUAUAUGUAGUAUAUAAGGCGGAGUAAAAGCAGCCAGCACGAAAAGUGAAAAUACAUAAAGGAGAGUUGAGGCGAGAGCAUAUUUCAUACAGAAAACAGAACACCAGAGGCGAGAGCCAGAGAAAGCUGGCGACAAAGGCUAACGCACGACCUUUGGCACCGAGUUCAGAUCCAGCGGAGGGGUCAGCGAAUCAAUAGAGACAAAGACACGGCAACUGCAUCCCCAUACCCGAGACCAGUUUCGAGUCUAGCGACCAAAAUUCACUCGCAAAUAAUGCUGACCAUGUCGACCCUGAUGAUGCCAGCCCCGACCAUAGCCAUGGGUGCCCCGCAGAUCACAAUGGGUCCGCACAAGCCCCCGGAAACAAAGCUGCUGGCCAUCCAUCCCGCAGCAGCGGCCGCCGCAGCCGCCCAGCAGCAACAGCAGCAGCAGCAGCAGUCGGUGACAGCCGCCCAUUUGCAGCACAAUGGCCAGCAGCAGCACUCGCAGCAGCAGCAGAUGUCGCAGCAGCAGCAGCAGCAACAGCAGCAGCAGCAGCUCGUGGGCAGCAACUCCAAGCCAGAACAGUUUCACAUUUUUGUGGGCGAUCUGAGUGCCGAAAUCGAGACGCAACAGCUGAAAGAUGCUUUCACCCCAUUCGGAGAAAUAUCAGACUGCAGAGUUGUGCGUGAUCCGCAGACAUUGAAAUCCAAGGGCUAUGGCUUUGUCAGCUUUGUCAAGAAAUCGGAGGCGGAAACCGCUAUCACUGCAAUGAACGGUCAAUGGCUGGGCUCUCGCUCGAUACGCACAAAUUGGGCCACACGAAAGCCGCCGGCAACCAAGGCAGACAUGAACGCCAAGCCGCUGACCUUUGACGAGGUCUACAAUCAGAGCAGCCCCACCAAUUGCACUGUCUACUGUGGCGGCAUCAACGGAGCCCUCUCCGGCUUCCUCAACGAGGAGAUACUGCAGAAGACCUUCUCGCCCUACGGCACAAUACAGGAGAUACGGGUCUUCAAGGACAAAGGAUAUGCAUUUGUGCGCUUCUCCACCAAGGAGGCGGCCACCCACGCCAUUGUGGCCGUGAACAACACUGAGAUCAACCAGCAGCCGGUGAAGUGUGCGUGGGGCAAGGAGAGCGGUGACCCCAACCACAUGUCGGCCAUUGCAGGCGGGGCUCUGGCCCAGGGAUUCCCCUUCGGCUCGGCGGCAGCGGCGGCCGCAGCAGCGGCCUACGGACAGCAGGUGGCCGGAUACUGGUACCCGCCGGCACCCACAUAUCCGGCGGCAGCCCCCGCCAGCGCCCUUCAGCCGGGACAGUUCCUGCAGGGCAUGCAGGGAUUCACCUACGGUCAAUUCGCCGGCUACCAGCAGGCGGGAUACAUGGGAAUGGGCGUCCAGCUGCCGGGCACCUGGCAGAGUGUGCCGCCCCAGCCCCAGCUGGCCAGUGCAGCAGCCGCCACCGCGCCGCAGAUCACACAGGGCGUGGGCAGCGCACUGCCACAGGCGGCCGGAGUGGUUGCCUAUCCGAUGCAGCAGUUCCAGGUCAGUCCACAGCUGGCGGAGGACGAGUGGCUGGCGCCCAGUUUGCUCGUGUAGCUGCCAUGAGGGAUGGCCAUGUAUCCCACACAGCAGCAGCAGCAGCAGCAGCAGCUGCAGCAGCAACAUGAGCAGCAGACGUCCGGGGAAUAUGUGAAGGAGCCGCCCUACCAAGCGCAGCAGCUGCAGCACCACCAGC